Messenger RNA from Sphenostylis stenocarpa, 921 nucleotides. The record is from the annotation of a GenBank genome assembly. Lineage: Eukaryota; Viridiplantae; Streptophyta; Magnoliopsida; Fabales; Fabaceae.
AUGAGCACGCCAGCGAUUUCUGGGGGCACGGGUCCCUUCACCGGGUUCACUCGGUUAUGCAAGGGCCUUGCGGUGGUUCUGGUUUGCAGUCACAUUACGGUUCAGUUUUUACCUUCAGCCGUUAACUACCUCGCUCUUAUUCCCGCCAGGACAAUCCCAUUUGCCUGGAAUCUUAUUACUUCUGGUUAUGUUGAACAAUCUGUAUAUGGGGUAGUGAUCAGCACAUUGGGUCUCCUGUUUAUUGGGAAGGUGCUUGAACCUAUAUGGGGCUCCAGGGAAUUCUUUAAAUUCAUCUUUGUGGUUAAUCUUCUAACUUCAGUAUGUGUAUUCAUCACUGCUAUUGCCUUAUACUACAUUACAAGGCUGGAGACUUACCUUUAUAUGCCACUUUCUGGAUUUCACGGAGUUAUAUCUGGUUUCUUGGUUGGCAUCAAGCAAAUUAUGCCAGAUCAAGAGCUUCCUUUCAUCAAGAUAAAAACAAAGUGGUUGCCAUCUAUUACUUUAUUGCUUUGCAUUGCUAUUGGCUUCUGGACACAAGACGCUACUGCAUAUCUUCCUACCAUUAUAUCUGGCACAUAUAUUAGUUGGAUUUACCUUAGAUACUGGCAGAGGAAACCAGAAACAAAACUUAGGGGUGACCCAAGUGAGGAUUUUGCUUUCUCCACAUUUUUCCCAGAAUUUUUAAGACCGGUUAUAGACCCUAUUGCAUCAAUUUUUCACCGAAUGCUCUGUAGAAGAUUUGAUACUUCAAAUGAUGGUCAAAGCUACACUCUGGAAAGUGAGCCUUUACCAGGUUCAGAUUCAAUUGAGGCAUCUAGAAGAAGAGAAAGAGGUGCUCGAGCACUGGAAGAACGAUUGGCUGCAGAAAGGUUGGCUGCUGCACGACGUGAGUUGCAAAGAGAAGCGGAGGAAAAUGUAUAA